UUGAAAUAUCCAUUUUGUUGUAUGACGUAUUUUUCCUCUUCAUCGCGAUACAGUUCAUGUGUCUAUCUAUGUUCACGCUGUUGCUUAUGUUCAACCACGUGGCGCUAGUACAUGCACGUGACUCAGUGCUCCAGUUCGGCCUAAAUCGAAGGGCCCUUUUGACAAAAUACUGCGCGUCGAAAGUGCCCUUUUGACAAAAACCCCCAGCCUUUUUCAAAUCCUAGCUGGAGCACUGGUGACUUAUUCUCAACCACGUGAUUUACGUUCAUCCACGUGACUUUUUAAAUAUUUUGGUGUUUCUUCCGUCAGUUCGUCAGUCCGGGCGUAGACCGAUGGCAGACGACGCGUCUCGCCACGAUGCAGCGGCAAUCUCGGGCGGAAGUGAACGCCCACCGUGACCUCACUGAGAUGCUGGGCAAACUCGAGGAAAUUAACGCGCCGGCGUCUUCACAAGCGGAAGAUGUGCCGAGCGUAGACGAGAAACACAGGCGGACACAGGAACGCCAGAAGUUGCUUCGUUUUGUGAUUCCCUGCGGGAUUCUCGUUGUGCUCUGCGUGGUUUACAGCCUCGUUUUGAUGGCGGUUUCAGGUUCCGGUAUUACAGCUUCAAACGAGUUCCAUGACUUCCAAGAGAGAAUAAAACAACUUCACACGACGGAAUCCACCAUAUUGGACGAAUACAAUCAGCGAUUGACUAAUGGGAUUCUAGGACUCAGCAAUUACGUCAUGAAAGAAGCGUAUCUGAAAACGGAUGACGCAAUCGAUGCGGUUCUUACAACAAAGAAAUUGGCCGAAUGGCGGUUGAUCAGCAGAAUUCAAGACUGGCGAAGCGAACACGUGGAACAUGUUCAUUUUCUCACUGAGGAGACCGGUUUCUAUUUAUCUUUCCUGGUGGACCUUAGGAGUCUCGUAUUGACGGAUGUUGCGUCAUUAAGUGACGUCAUUAAAUGGAAGUCAUUUUACGAGUAUAGACGAAUAUCAAACCAACUUCUUCGUUUCGCAUUACUUCUUCGUUUAUUUUCAAACACGGGUACAAACAAAAAAGACGUUUGUCUAAAGUCGACCUCAUUUUUUGCUGCAGACGAGCAAUUGUUUAUACGUCUGUUGGAGCCACUCCAUUUUUCAGCCAAUCCGUUUUACGAUUCUUGGAAACCAAAAGUCCGUAAUUCUUCGUUAUCAAUUGCGUUUGAUAUGUUGGCUGAAUUUCACCAGAUUAUCUAUGGAUGCGCCAAUCGGACCGACGCUGGGUGGAAAACAGAAGUAGCCAAUGUUGUUCGGAUACUCUCGGAUCAACAAAAAGAGUUGUUUGGUGCUCUGACAAUACGAAACACAAAUUUGAUGAACGAAUGUUUGAUUGUGUUCUGCGUGUGCUUUUUAGAGAUGUUUUUGGUCGGCCUUUUUUCAUACUUUUUCGUAAUGUUGUUUAAAAUAGAAACUAAAAUUCUGGCAUUAGUGACUGACUGGUGUUCCGACCUUCAGAUUAAAGUUGACGAUCAAAGUCUUUCAACACAGUCGAUACUUUGUAAGAUCGUACCGCGUAGCCUACUAGUCGCCAGCGGGGAGUGCGACGUGGUCGCGCCAUACCACGUGACCGAGACGACGAUGUUCAUGGCGAGCGUGGCGUAUUUCGACUCGCUCCUAGAGAUGUUCAGUCCAGCCCAGACGUUAAAUAUCCUCACAUUCGUACUGGAGCUACUUGAUGAGAGAAUAUCGCAGUACAACGUGUACCCUGUGUCCCGCGCAGGGGAGAGCAUCAUUGUUACCUCAGAUAACGCCAAGGAGCGGCAGGUACAGCACGCGUGUGAGGUCGCUAACAUGGCGGUGGACAUCAUGACCUGCUGCAGCGACCUUGAGAUCGGGAAAUUCGGUCGCACCAAGCUGCUCAUGAAGGUUGCCUUACACUCCGGCCCCUGCUCUGGUCGUCUGGUGGUCCGGAACGGUAAAGUGCAGCUGCGACUUCUUGGGGAGAGCCUGCUGGUACUUCAGCACAUACACCGAACGGCAUCACCAAACAUGAUCCACCUUAGCGAGCCCGCUUAUCGAAAUCUGAGCACGCAUGACACCUACUGCCUACACUACAGAGGGAACAUUGACAUCCAAGGCUCACACCACCGCAUUUACUGGUUGAAUGGCCGACGGGUCUCCUCGGUAUCGGCGUCCGACGGUGACAGCUGCUACUCAAGAAUGGGUUCGUGGAUCGAGCUUGAGAAGAAGCCCCUGUACAGACUGGACGAGGUGGAGGGCACCUACGAGCCCCUGCACGUGACCCCGACACGUCGGUACUCACAGAUGAACGGCGACUCCGCCGCGUGAUGAUUAUGAUAUGCUACGAGUGAUUCGGACAAUCACGACUGAUUCCGAUAAGCAACGAUAUGCGAACUGUUUAUGUGAUUGCAUUUCCAUCAGCUGCAAUGUGAAAAUUAUUUUCGAGAUAGAAUGCCCAAUAUAUACGAUAUGUGAACAAUUUAUAGGAUAUUAUACAUAUUGGCUACUAUUCUUGAGCUGAAUAUGUGGCGAAUUUUCAUCAACUAUGAUUCUUGAGCUAUUUAUUGGACAGAAUUCCAAUUAGCUACGAUUAUUACACUUUUUAUGCGACGUAUUUAAAUAAAGUAUAAGGCUUUUGCUCUUUAUGAGACAGAAUUCCUCUUAGCCACGAUUCUUAAGCUUUUUAUGCGACGAAUUUUGAUUAGCUACGAUGCUUAAGCUUUUUAUGGGACAGAAUUCUCAUAAUCUACGAUAUGUGAUUAUGGUGUGGUAUAGAAUGCCCCAAAAUACGAUGUGUGGACUUUUUAUUGGAUAGAAUUCCCUUUAUCUGCGAUAUUUUAAGGCUAUUUCAAGGCGUGUUAUUAUUAUUAUUAUUAUUAUAUCAUUAUUAUUAUUGUUGUUAUUAUUAUUAUUGUUGUUGUUGUUGCUGUUGUUGUUGUAUUAUGGAAUAAAUGAUAUCAGUUUG
Dreissena polymorpha is the source of this 2950-nucleotide messenger RNA. RefSeq lists its product as uncharacterized. The coding region runs from base 358 to 2313 and encodes 651 amino acids. Gene Ontology annotation, molecular function: guanylate cyclase activity; oxygen sensor activity. Gene Ontology annotation, biological process: cyclic nucleotide biosynthetic process; response to oxygen levels; nitric oxide-cGMP-mediated signaling. Lineage: Eukaryota; Metazoa; Mollusca; Bivalvia; Myida; Dreissenidae. Gene Ontology annotation, cellular component: guanylate cyclase complex, soluble. The record is from RefSeq and is a predicted model, not a curated record. The transcript has 9 exons.